AUUUGGCUUACAUUUUAGGGCUCAUUCAUUCAGACUUCCGGUGUGUUGUUUGCUUCGAUUUCUCUUCAAUCUGCAAAAACAGAUCGAUGGCGUUGAACAAUGGACUUAGAUCUGCUUCAAGGUUACUAACUACCUCUAAAUCGCUUCUUUCGACUCCAGUGAAAAGAGAGAUCCAUUCAAGUGGGAUGAGAAUGGGAGGAGGACAUGCGCAUGGCCAUGAUGAACCUUUCUACCUCCAUGCAAAGCACAUGUACAACUUGGACAGGAUGAAAUAUCAGAAGGUAAAGAUGCCUCUUGCUGUCUUGGCUGCCUUCAGCAUUGGUGUUGGCGUUCCUAUAUAUGCAGUCGUUUUCCAGCAAAGGAAAACUGCUUCUGGCUGAGUCAUCAUACUAACAUACUUUGCUGCAAUAAAUGUAGAAAUUUUGAAUGCUCUUCUGGGUGGAUUAUUUAUGUGUAUGGCUUUUCAUUUGAUGUGGGACUUAUUGGUUUUCUGUUGUUCAUCUUGUGGAAUGGGAACUCUGAUCCGUACUAAAUAAUAAUACAUCCUACCGAUGGCCUAUAUUUGGCUGAAUGUGGGUUUAUUGUUUUGAAUCA
Tripterygium wilfordii is the source of this 594-nucleotide messenger RNA. RefSeq lists its product as uncharacterized. Lineage: Eukaryota; Viridiplantae; Streptophyta; Magnoliopsida; Celastrales; Celastraceae. The coding region runs from base 87 to 380 and encodes 97 amino acids. The record is from RefSeq and is a predicted model, not a curated record. The transcript has 2 exons.